AUGCAUUCCACGGGGCCAUCCAGCGGAGACGGCAAGGUGCCUUGCGAACCCCGCCCACCGGGGUCUUCGUUGAGCCUGAUGGCUAUGGCCGUGGAGAUCCAGACCUUUGAAGCGAUGGACUUAGGUGUGGCUUUGUUCGUCCUGGGCAUCAGCUGGAUCAUACUAUCACUCCUCAUAGGGAGAAUUCGAUCGUCGCAGCAACGGCGCCUCCCUCCAGGUCCAUUCUCUUUCCCCAUUUUUGGAGCGCUCUUCUCCCUCAAGGAGCCACUCCACCAGCACUUUGCAAAGAUCAGCAAGAAGUAUGGGCCGAUCGUCUACCUCAAGAUCGGAAUGGCCCCGUUCGUGGUGGUAAACAACAACGAAAUGGCCGCACAGGUUCUUAAGACCCACGAUCUCGAGUUUGCAAGCCGGCCGGACGACGAGUUCUUUCGGAUCAUCAGCCACGACUGGAACGGUCUCAUCCUCGGGCCCAUAGGUGAUAAGUGGAAGACCAUGAGGAGGAUUUGCAGCACACACCUGUUUAGCAACAGUAUGCUCAAGACAAGCGCAGGAUUCCGUGAGUCGGAGAUGAAGCAUACAGUCAAGUCCAUUUUCCAGCAAUCCGAGACAACGAUCAAUUUGCACGAGGUUUUCAGUAGUCUCUUGUCGAAUUCGCUAUGCCUGGUUCUUCUUAGCGAGCGGGGGCUGGAGGUCAUGGAUCUCAGCCAGAAGAUAGCUUCUCUAAGCUUGCACCUGAACAUCGGUACCCUGCUUCCGGCACUUGACGGGCUGGAUCUCCAUGGAGUCUACAAGAAAAUCAACAGGGAGCUCAUGCCUCGCCUGAAGCUCUUGCUGGAAGAUCAAAUCGACAAGCAUCGACGCAGAAAAGAUCAAGCUGGGGACGGGUUCGUCCCUCGAGACUUCACUGACGUUCUUAUAUCUCUCGAGGACAAGGAUAAAUUGCCAGACAUUUCCAUUUUGGCACUGCUCUGGGACAUGGUUGUUGCAGGGUUGGAAACUUCACUAGUGACGCUCGAGUGGACAAUGGCGGAGCUCAUAAACCAUCCCCGAGUCGUGUCCAAGGCUCAAGCCGAACUGGACAGCGUUGUAGGGAGAGCUCGCGCGGUGCAAGAGUCCGAUCUUCCAAACCUUCCAUACAUCGAUGCCAUUGUCAAGGAAUCACUGCGUCUCCACCCGGCAGCCCCACUGGGAGUUCCUCACAAGAAUCUCAAGCCCGUCAACCUGGGCGGGUACACCAUCCCCGGCGGCUGCAAGGUUCUCGUCAACAUAUGGGCCAUCGGACGCGAUCCCGCUCGCUGGCCCGACCCAGGAGCGUUCCAGCCGGAGCGUUUUCUCGGCUCCAGCAGCGCCAUCAACGGGCAGAACUUUGAUUUCAUUCCAUUCUCAUCGGGCAGGAGAGUAUGUGCCGGCUAUCCACUGGCGAUGAGAUCGAUCGCGUUUUACGUGGCCAGUUUGCUCCAGGCAUUUAAUUGGCGUGCUGCUAACCCGGGCGGGAUCGACAUGGAAGAGCGCACGAGAAGUAUAACGAUGACGCUCAAUGCUGACUUGCUCGUGAACGCGUCCAUCAGGCUCGAUCAAAAUAUAAUUUGCAGCUGAGCUAUAGGCAUGUGAUAAAACUGUUUAGCGUUGAGAUCCGCGCGUUAAUAAAUUUAACUAUUUAUUUUUAAAGUUUAUUAUUAUUAAUAUAAGCUGG
Selaginella moellendorffii is the source of this 1693-nucleotide messenger RNA. Its product is annotated as flavonoid 3'-monooxygenase-like. Bases 1 to 1596 code for a protein of 531 amino acids. Gene Ontology annotation, molecular function: oxidoreductase activity, acting on paired donors, with incorporation or reduction of molecular oxygen; heme binding; iron ion binding. Lineage: Eukaryota; Viridiplantae; Streptophyta; Lycopodiopsida; Selaginellales; Selaginellaceae. The transcript is spliced from 2 exons. The record is from RefSeq and is a predicted model, not a curated record.